AUGGUCGAUGUUAAGGAGAACGCCAAAGUCCCCGAGAUGACUCCAGAGGACAAACUUGAACAGGGCUCAACACUUUCAAUUCGGUUGCCUCCUACGCUUCAGGGCACAACAGAUGACGAGAGAAUAGCGGUGGAAAAGGACUUGGUCAGAAAGCUUGACAUUCGACUCAUGCCAAUGCUGGUCUUGAUAUAUAUCAUGAACUAUUUAGACAGAAAUGCGAUCGCAGCAGCCAAGUUAAGUGGCAUCACAGAGGAGCUCAACCUGACAUCCGUUCAAUUUCAGACUUGCGUUAGCAUUCUCUUUGUCGGUUAUAUUCUCAUGCAAGUACCAUCAAACCUAUUCUUGAACAAAAUCGGAAAGCCUGCACUUUAUCUUCCAACGUGUAUGGUAGUAUGGGGAAUUUUAUGCGGGGUCACUGGUGCAGUUCACAAUUAUGGUGGCCUUCUGGCAUGCCGAUUUAUCCUUGGUUUCGUUGAAGCGGCAUACUUUCCAGGGUGCAUGGCAACAUUAAGUGCUUGGUAUACUCGGGAAGAACUUUCCUUGCGUACUGCCAUUCUCUACUGUGGGUCUCUUCUCUCCGGUGCAUUCUCCGGUCUUAUUGCUGCCGGGCUCCUCGCAUGGAGAUGGAUAUUCAUCAUCGAGGGAUCAAUCACAGUGGUCAUUGCCCUCGCCGCUUACUUUGUUUUACCAAACUUCCCCCACAAUACAAAAGGCCUGUCCCAGCAAGAGAAGGAGCUCGCAAUUUGGCGGCUAGCAAGAGAUAUUGGACAGGAAGAUUGGGAUUGCGAGGAGGAUCUAAGCUUGCUCAAGGGUUUUAAAGACUGCAUGGUUGAUUGGAAGACCUGGCUUCUCGUGAUUCUCAACUUCGGCGCUGUUUCCAGCGGCACAAUCAACAGCUUCUUUCCAACGGUAGUUGAGAGCUUGGGUAAAGGUCGGAUCCAUACACUCCUACUAACGGUACCGCCGUACAUACUGUCCUGCAUUGUCGCUAUGGCUGUUUCCCGAAAUGCGGACCGAACAGGAGAGCGAUACCUCCAUUUCUCUGUACCACUGUGGAUUUCUAUUGCCGGAUUCAUCAUCUCAGCAGCUACGACCAACCUCGGUGCCAGAUACUUUGCGAUGAUGAUCAUGCUGCCAGGUGUUUAUACGGCGUUUAUCAUUGGUAUCUCCUGGGUCGCAAAUACCAUUCCAAAACCAUCAUCAAAAAGGGCUGCUGCACUCGCAUUUGCAAAUGCGGUUGCAAAUUGUUCGUCUAUAUAUACCCCCUAUCUCUAUCCGGACAGUGAUGCCCCUCGUUUUAUUCUAGCUAUGAGCGUGAACGCAGGCACUUCAUUGCUUUCGAUAUUCACUGCCACUAUUUUCCGACUCCUUCUACAGAGAAUCAAUAAACAACUGGACAGAAGGGAUGCCGAAGAGGGAACCGUUGGAGGCUUCCGCUACCUCGUAUAA
This is a messenger RNA of Aspergillus nomiae NRRL 13137, 1449 nucleotides long. RefSeq lists its product as uncharacterized. NCBI's taxonomy places the organism in Eukaryota, Fungi, Ascomycota, Eurotiomycetes, Eurotiales, Aspergillaceae. The coding region runs from base 1 to 1449 and encodes 482 amino acids. The transcript has 9 exons. The record is from RefSeq and is a predicted model, not a curated record. Gene Ontology annotation, biological process: transmembrane transport. Gene Ontology annotation, molecular function: transmembrane transporter activity. Gene Ontology annotation, cellular component: membrane.